GGAAACGACUCCUCCCUUGAGAGUCAAAAUACUAACAUUUCACUGCCAAUAUUCAUUUUAUCUUUGGAAGCGUAUGCAUUGCUCGGGACCUGCCUUCACAAAAUGGUAAUGUUUAAGUCUGUCACACUGGAUGCAGUUUAAAGGCAAAUUUUAUCGUCAGAGCAACCAUUUUUACUACAUUUUACUCUUGCAGGGAAGUUUAUCGGAAGAUCAAAUAGCAGGUAGGAGCGACGUGAUAUGAAGCUUCAUGGUUUUCCAAUCAUCACGUUUUCCUUUCGUGUCAAUUUUCCCGUAAAAUGGUUCAACUACUCGAUAUAUUUUUUCUCUGUCAUCUCCAGAGCAUAAGGAAGCCUUUUUACUUUUCGAUAAGAGAGGAGAUGGAAAAGUUGACUCGGCUCAACUUGGAGAAAUCCUUCGAUCUCUUGGAUUGAACCCCACCGAAGCUGAUGUCAAGAAGGUUUUGAAGGAAGUAGAUCCAAGCGGUAGGAAACUUGUUAUAGUGAAGAUAUAAUUAAUAGUUAACACAACACUAAAGAAAGCUUCGAACUGAGUAGAUUCCUCAUCGAAAAUUGCCGACAUAUCCAUCAGAGCUGCGGUUUCGAAAGCAUGUUUACAUAACACAACGUCAACGUUUUAGAAUUGUUUAAGCUUAUGUUUUGGCACAUAAUAAACCUCGGAAAUUCUUUUAUCGUUUUGGGCAAUUUCCUCUGCCUGUCAUAGGUUUCACUCUAUAAAGUAACCGUUUUACUUGAGGAAGCUUUGCUAGCGAAUAGUGAACAACAUCAUAACAUACGAAAAAUUGUUUGCUCGCUUCACCAAGGAAGAAGGUAGCUUAAACAAACUUCAGUUUCUGUUAAACAAAAUUUGAUGAUUCCAGCUGUGAUGCAUAUGCAGGUCUACAAACUUAAGAAUGUCUGUCGUGAUCAUUUAAUAAUCUGACCCUUUGUAUUGAUCUGCUAAGUUUCUGCAUGCGAAGCCGGUCCGCUUUGUCCCAGCAACAAUGAAUCUCACUGUGAUUUUGCUGUGGGUCAUUAAUCAUCAAAGCAAGGUCUUUUAUAUUAUCGGUAAUUAGCAAAGCAAAUCUUGCGAUUAUGCAUUUGCUGCAACAGACACAUCAUUGAUCAGCUAGCUUAGUUCGCAGGUCAACAAUGAAAGACGUACACCUAUGAGACCGGCCCCGGCUAUAUCCAUCUUAGAGAGGCAGGGCUGUCAACUCCCCAUGUCUUCAAAUAUUGAGAAUUGAUGGAAAGGGAUGAUAGAUGACGUCAUAAUGCAGUUGUGAAAAAAAAAGCACGAAAAAGAUGUUGUUGGAAUUGUAACAUUUUACCUAAGAUUGUGAGGAAACGUUCAAUGUUACCAAUAAAAUAGCUCAAACAAUGCAAAAUAUUUGAAAUUUCAUUGACAGGAAGUAGAAUCUACAAGAAAUGGCAAACUUUAGUGAUUAUCCGGGAGAUUUCAGUCUCUAAUCUGGAGACCGAGAGAAAUGGUUCAAAAUCUGGAGUCUCCCGGAUUAUCUGGGACAGUUGACAGCCCUGGAGAGGUGUCUGGCUUAAAGAGGGGGACAUGUGGGUUUACAGUAUUGCGCUAUUGAGCUUUUUUCAAGCGGUAUUUUGGUAAUUUUGAUUUUAAUGGGCGGUAUUGUCAGUGGUAUUAUCCAGCCCUGCGGUAUGCAGUUUUUCAUCCUUCUGGCUAAAGGUAUCCAGUAAAAGAAGAUCCUUCACGGUAUUGCGGUACUGUUCAUUUGGCCUCUCCUGUCUAAUGUAGGUCAAUAUUAUUUUGGAAGACUUCAGACAGCGGUAAAUGAUUACACAAUUUCGUGACAGUUACUCUAUAAUGAAAUUGGUAGGACAUGCAAUGAUGGGGCUUUUUGAUUGCUGUACCAAUCAGUUCGAGGUCUUCUCACGUUUUCUCGCGAUAGCUGAGGUUGAUUUCUGGUGUAUACAUGCUUGAGAUAAACAAACAUAUGAGAUGGAUACAACUUUAAGUAAGCGUGACCAAUCAUAAAUACAGUAUCGGUAUUUCGUCAAUUUUCGACACCGUAUUGCGGUAUUUGCCAGUUUUUCUUACAGUACUGUGGUAUUGGUUACCCCUUAAUGUUCCCCUCCUUAAAGAGAGUCAAGGUAAUGUGACACCAGUAAAAACUUCAGCUGCACCCAUUCGCAUUGAAUAAUAUAUUCUGUUUAACCUACAAUUUGGUAAUGAGAUCAACUCACUAUUUAACUGUUGUAGUUCAAUGUUUAUCGGUGUUCAACGUCAUUUUAAGUCCGGAAAAUUCACUUAAGUCUCUUUUUUUGAACUCAUAAAUAUUAUCGACAAACAGACUUUUUCCUUGGGAGAGCAUUUGACCACUACAUGCACAUUUGGCAGACCUUCCGUAAUUUGGGCACCCCUCUCGUUCGAAUAUCGGUUGACACUAUCCUCCAGUUAUUGGCCAUUACCCGGUCAACAUGUUGGCAGACAUCUUGGUGGACACUCAGUCAACAGGUCGGUUGACUAUCAGAUGACAUGUCAGCCGGCCUCUCGGCAGACACUCAAGUAAUAUAUAUGGAUACUGAUAUAUGUAUAUACAGCAAGUGUCAAGGGUUGGCAGAAUAUCCCUCCACUAUGUGUGGUACUUGUGUAUAAAGUAAUUUGUGUUAAUCAGAACUGAUAUGUAAGAACAGACAGUAGCUCAAAGAAACAUUUAACAAAGUAACCCAAUUAAAAAAUUUAGCUGCAAAUUGGUGCACCUAUUCUCUCAAACUCUGUGCCUGCUCUAUCAAGUAAGGGUACAAGGUAGUUUGAAGAAAAGAAUUGAGCAGAUACUUGCAAUUUAUGCUCUCUUAUUCAUUAGACUGAUCAAAGCUCCGAAAAUCCCUUAAAAAUUGCUGCCUGGACAAUGGACCAAAAGAAUUUGAACUGACAUGCAGGAAAUAUGACCAAGUAUCAGUAAAGUAUCGGCCUAUCGAUUAAUGUAUCGGCCAAUUAUUGGUCAACAUUCUGAAACACUAUUGGCUGAUAUGUUAGUCCUCAUGCAGGCCGACUCUCCGUCGGCUAUGAGUCAACAUACAGUGUACACUCGGCCAACUGAUGUCAACCAACAUAUUGACUGAUCCUGCAAAGGACUGAAAUUUUGAUUUUAGUGAUCUGAAAUGUAAGGGUAAGGAUUGCGAGAUGCAUACUGCACACUCACACCUAAAAUGCAAAAAUCUGUGUUUUGUUUGUUUUCCUUUUCAGGUAAUAAACGCAUCUCCUUUGAGGAAUUUUUGCCAAUUUUCCUUUCAAUUGGAGGAAAAACAUCAACUAACACUUCCAUUGAAGGUUUUGUAGAUGGUUUGCGUGUCUUUGACAGAGAUGGAAAUGGCCAGAUCUCAGCUGCUGAACUGCGACAUGUUCUCACAGGACUGGGUAGGGUAAUCAUUGAUCCUCUCUGGAGAGUAUGCAUCAUAUGGGAUGAGUUCUCUGACUCACAGAAUGAUGCAUACCCUCUGCUCAUAGAAUGGUGGGUGCCAACAGUAGAAAAUAAAUGGUGAAAAAAGCCAAGAACAAAAUCUAAAAUGCCAGAAUUAUUGGUUUUGAUACCUGUUGGUACAUGUUCAUACUACUACUGUACUUAAGUUUUUCUGGAAACUUUCUACACCAGAGAUUCACACAGUUGUUCUCUUUUUUUCACAAUUUCGCUCCAUCACAAAAUAUGCAUUGACCCUUUGAUGACUGCAGCUUGGUCAUUUUCAUUUCAUUUGGAAGGUGAAUAUUUUCCUUCCUGGACCCAUUUAGCUGUCUGUAAUAAGUUGCUAAGCAGCAAUCUCAGCAAAGAUCUUUCCAUCGAUACAUCCAAAGAAACACUGGGGGGAAAAAUCCACUGCCAAUUUCACUGUUUAUACUUACUUCUCUUUGAGGAUUAAAUUUGUCUUUUUCCUAAAAAACUAGCCAGCCACAAUUCUAUGCAAAAGUAAGACAAUAAAGCGGUGGCAACAAAACUGCUUAUGAAGAAGAAAGGCAAAGGAAAAAAGAGAGUGUCAGGAGAAAGAUUGAAAUAGAUUCGCAAAACAUAAACAAGCUCAAAAUUUGGCUUUUGCGCAUGUGAGAAAGCCAAUUGCAAAAAAGGGCUUAUUUACAUGCCAACCAGAUGUAAUUAUUACAUCUGGUUAGCUUUUAAAUAAGACCUUUUUAUAAUACAUGCUAAAUUGACUGUCUGCACCCUAAUAACAACUAGCUGUAUGUCACAACACAAUUGUGCAGAGCAACACUGUUUGAAACUAGUCAAGUCAUUUUUAUAGUGUCUCCCCACAACUGCCCAACUCUGUUUACAGGUCAAGCCCAAGGCUAGCUUUUGUUGCUGAUGGUAAAUUAUAACUUCGAAAGUUCAGGCAUGCAGAUUUGUUUGCCGCAGUUUUGUUCCUAGGCAACUAUGGACACAAACCUGCCAAUUCUAUAUGGGCCACUGUAGAUUGUACUUUGUUAGGCAACCCUAGAUCUGCCUCUGGCACAAACCAUUUCAUGUACUCAUUAAACCAUGUUCUUGCUUGGCUCAAUAGAAAAUUGUUGACAUCGAACAAGAUGAAAUCUACAAAGCAUUGUUAAUCAAGAAAGAAACUGAAUGAAUUGAAUGAUUUUACAUUUUUAUGCUUUCCUAAUAUUUUGGACUAAUUCUCAUUGGGGCGUCUCUUGGACAGGACUCAGGCGUUUAUAUGACGGGGGUGUCUAAUAAAAUUUUAACUGUGUAGUGAGGGUUUUUUAUUAGAUAAGAGGUAUUUAUUUGGAAGUGGGCGUUUAUUAGGUCAUUUAUCGUUUAUGUUAUAUUUUUUAGGAGAGAAAAUGACUGAAGAAGAAGUAAAUUUACUUGUCAGUGGAAUAGAGGACCAGCAAGGACAAAUUAACUAUGAAGGUAUAAUUAUGUAA
Molecule: messenger RNA, 4881 nt
Organism: Porites lobata
Lineage: Eukaryota; Metazoa; Cnidaria; Anthozoa; Scleractinia; Poritidae
Source: the annotation of a GenBank genome assembly